GCGCUAGUACACAGUGGUAAGCGAUGGCAACGUUCAUGAUGGAGACAUGACGAAAAUCGUCAGAAAGAAUCCACAGCCCCAGUGAAGAAGCCAAAGUCUUCAUCAAAUUUUGAGCAUCUCCGUGGCCGCCACUCCUCUUCUCCCACUCCGGCCACCCGCGCGCCGCCGGCCCAUCCUGAUGGCCGCCGCCGCUCGGCUCCUCCCAAAGAUCCAGCCCGCCGCCUCCCCGGCCGCCACCGCGAAGGCGCGGGAUGACCCGCGCCGCCCCUCCAGCCUCCGCCUAGGAGUUUCUAGCGGACGCACAAAAGCUAUGAAGCAAAAGUUUGUUGCUAAGAAUGAUGUUUCAGUGGUGGAAGGUGAAAAUGCAUUUGAUGGAGUAAAGCAAGAUACUAGACCAAUCAUAGUUAUUGAUAACUACGAUAGCUUCACGUAUAAUUUAUGCCAGUACAUGGGAGAGGUAGGAGUUAACUUUGAGGUGUAUCGCAAUGAUGAUAUCACUGUGGAAGAAAUUAAGAAGAUUUCUCCUAGAGGAAUACUCAUCUCCCCGGGCCCUGGCACACCUCAAGAUUCAGGAAUAUCGUUGCAAACAGUUCAAGAUCUUGGACCUUCUACACCGCUGUUUGGGGUUUGCAUGGGUUUGCAGUGUAUUGGAGAGGCAUUUGGAGGCAAGGUCGUCCGUUCUCCUUAUGGAGUUGUGCAUGGGAAAGGAUCCUUUGUUCACUAUGAUGAGAAACUUGAUGGAACACUGUUUUCUGGUCUCCCAAACCCAUUCCAAGCUGGAAGAUACCACAGCCUUGUAAUUGAAAAGGAUAGCUUCCCACAUGAUGCCCUGGAAAUUAUUGCUUGGACAGACGAUGGGCUGAUCAUGGCUGCUCGCCACAGGAAGUACAAGCAUAUACAGGGAGUGCAAUUCCAUCCGGAGAGCAUCAUAACCACCGAAGGGAGGCUCAUGGUUAAGAAUUUCAUCAAGAUUAUUGAAGGCUACGAGGCCUUGAAUUGCUUUCCGUGAUCCUUUGAAUCGCUCUCCGUGAUCCAUUUGAGGAAGGUUCAGGUACAUGGAUUGGUUGCUACGACCAUUACAUGAUGUAAAAUAAAACAUUAUCCAAAUGAAUUUAUGAAUUGGCUGCAAAACUAUAUACGUCUUGGUUUUCUAUCGGACACGCAAACAGGGAAGUCCUAUAUUAUCAAGUGUGUAGUUGGUAUGUCAGGAUCUUGGAGCAAGGUAAUUGUUAAGAUUCUACCAUCAAAUACUUAUAACUCAUAGGAAUCAGGUUGCUCGUCCAAGAUCUGGAAUAGAUCUGCAUUGUUCAAAUCUCUUCGAGAAGGAUAGACUGUGUAUUGUUCAACGCGUUUACGCGACACGAAUAUGAAAUGGGCAUCACCUCAGCUAUUAAUCAUCCACUUAGGCACUUUCUUUCGGUUUAGGAUUAUUAUAAUCAAGAUUAUUGAAAGUAAACUGGAAGAAACAGACAACUUAGGGCAUGUUUGGCACUGCUCUACUCCACUAGCUUUACCCAGAAACAGCUCUGCUAAGAAGUUUGUGGAGCCGGUGGUUCUGUUUAGCACGCAAUAUAGCUCUAGCUUCAGAAACAUUAGAUUUAUCUGGCAAAGAUCAAGUAUGUCCUGAUUAGUAAUGGGUGUCUGUUUUGAUAUAUAUGAAACUUGCGUAAGUGAUGUAAU
Messenger RNA from Oryza brachyantha (malo sina), 1680 nucleotides. RefSeq names its product anthranilate synthase beta subunit 2, chloroplastic. The transcript has 8 exons. The coding region runs from base 179 to 1009 and encodes 276 amino acids. Gene Ontology annotation, cellular component: cytosol. Gene Ontology annotation, biological process: L-tryptophan biosynthetic process. Lineage: Eukaryota; Viridiplantae; Streptophyta; Magnoliopsida; Poales; Poaceae. The record is from RefSeq and is a predicted model, not a curated record.